Molecule: messenger RNA, 2220 nt
Organism: Nelumbo nucifera (sacred lotus)
Lineage: Eukaryota; Viridiplantae; Streptophyta; Magnoliopsida; Proteales; Nelumbonaceae
Product: ACT domain-containing protein ACR8-like
Source: RefSeq, a predicted model, not a curated record
GGGAGGAGACCGGGAGAUGAAUAUCGAGGCGUGCCUCGCGCUUCUAGUUCUACUGCCUUCUUAGAGAGAGAAAAUUCUUUCCUGUUUGGAGAGGGAAAAAGCUGGGUCUGGGUGUAGGCGAUUGUUUGAGGAUUGAACUUCGAAGAACAGAGGAGUCUCUACUUGGUUGAAGAGCUUUUUUCUUUUGAGUCUUUUCGUUGGAGCUGCCGCUUUCGAUUCCGUCUAUGGUGAAGAGAGUUGAUACAAAGAAGGGGAGCUUGACUUAUCUAUCAUCUGUUCAGUUCCCAACUGGACAAGAUUGCUGUUCAAUUUUUCUCCGGUUGUGAAGUUCUUCGGUCGUUGAGGGAGCAAGUGUAAGGUCCGACUGAGGGGAUUUCUUUUGCUUUUGGAGAUUAUUAUUGGUUUGGUUAAAAAAGAGAGAAAGGGAAGGACUGAAAUCGAGGAUGGAGUGGCCUGCGUGUUUGGAUGAAUAUGAGAAGCUUGUGAGACGGAUGAACACUCCGAGGGUCGUCAUUGACAAUGCUGUUUGUGCUAAUGCGACUGUAGUGAAGGUUGACAGCGCAAGAAAACAUGGAAUCCUUUUGGAGGCCAUUCAAGUUCUCACGGAUCUGAACCUCUGUAUUAAAAAGGCCUAUAUAUCAUCUGACGGCAGAUGGUUCAUGGACGUUUUCCACGUGACCGAUCAAAGCGGAAGCAAACUCACGGAUGAGAGCGUUAUCAGCUAUAUUGAACAGUCUCUUGGUACCUGUAACUCUACUACAACUAAUGGUUUCAAAGACCUAACAGCCUUAGAAUUAACGGGCACCGAUCGGCUAGGCCUCCUCUCGGAGGUGUUUGCAGUGCUCGCUGACCUACAAUGCAAUGUCAUGGAAGCGAAGGUGUGGACGCACAAUGGUCGGAUUGCGUCCCUAAUCUAUGUCAAGGAUUGUCUCUCAGGAUUCCCCAUCGAAGACUCCCAGAAGAUCAAUAGAAUCGAAGGGCGUCUUAGAAAUGUGCUCAAGGGGGACAAUGACAUCCUGAGUGCUAAGACCACCGUUUCCAUGGCCGUCACCCACACAGAACGCCGUCUCCACCAGAUGAUGUUUGCCGACCGUGACUACGAGCGGAGGUCGAGAACUGAAGCCACCACCGUGACACCAUCCGUCACUGUACAAAAUUGGGCAGAGAGGGGUUAUUCUGUUGUUAAUGUCCAGUGUAAAGAUCGACCCAAGUUACUGUUUGACAUUGUCUGCACAUUGACGGACAUGGAAUACGUCGUCUUCCAUGGGACGAUCGAUACAGCCGGAAAUCAAGCAAUUCAGGAAUUCUAUAUAAGACAUAGUGACGGGUCUCCAAUUAGUUCAGAAGCUGAGAAGCAGCGUGUGAUUCAAUGCUUGCAAGCUGCCAUUGAAAGAAGGACGUCCGAGGGGGUAAGGUUGGAACUACGGACGUCGGACCGGUGGGGGCUGUUAUCGGAUGUAACUCGAACAUUCCGAGAGAAUGGGUUGAACGUGACUAGGGCGGAGAUAUCGACUCUGGAGGACAUGGCUGUGAAUGUGUUCUAUGUGACGGAUACAGCCGGUGAAGCGGCGGACCCUAAGAUAAUAAAGGCGGUACGAGAAAGAAUUGGGUCUGGCAUUUUGAAAGUAAAGGAAUCUCCUUCAAGAAUGUAUGAGAACAAAGGGACUAGGAAUGAGGCGGCGCCGACGGUGGGCGGGGCUGGAGGGGCGGUUCUAUUAUCACUCGGGAGUCUAGUGAGGAGGAAUCUCUACAAUUUGGGACUCAUAGGAUCUUAUUCUUAAGAAGACAACAUGACCCAAAAGAGGAAGAAGAAGAAAAAGGGGGGAUCCAGCCACCUGUAGAAUAUACCUUGCUUCAGCUUUGAGUCUUUGUACAUAAAAUAUCAAAAUACAGAAAUGGAAAAUAGAAUACUAGAGAACUUAUAUAUGGUGAAUGACUGGUGAGGGUAGUUGUUAUUACUUGAUUGGUCUGGUUGGUUGAAUGGAUGAUGAUGGCACACGGCUGGAUGAUGAAUUGAUGAUGAUUCAAGGGGGAAGUUGAAAUUGGGGUAAAAAAGAAAGCUUCUCAGCCUUUUCUUUGGUGGGGUGUUAUUUUCCAAAUUCCAAAUUGUAAUAGGGUGGGUGAUCCUGAGGGUUGUUGGCAAGAGCUGUUAGGUUUGACUCUUGACGAAAAUUUUAUUUAUAGUGACACACAUCGUACAUAACGACUUUGAUUGAAUCA